Carica papaya (papaya) is the source of this 1475-nucleotide messenger RNA. Its product is annotated as UDP-Glycosyltransferase superfamily protein. The record is from RefSeq and is a predicted model, not a curated record. Gene Ontology annotation, molecular function: quercetin 7-O-glucosyltransferase activity; quercetin 3-O-glucosyltransferase activity. Lineage: Eukaryota; Viridiplantae; Streptophyta; Magnoliopsida; Brassicales; Caricaceae.
ACACUUUUUCUGUUAUCUCAAUCAAUCUUCCCGAUCAAACAGUGUAAUUUUCAGACAUGGGCAACAUCAAGUUCACGAAGAUCUCUAAGCCCAAAAUCCUCCUUAUUCCAUAUCCAGCACUGGGACACGUCACUCCCAUGCUCAACCUUGCUUCCAUCUUGCUCGCCAGAGGCUUCCAGCCGGUUCUCGUAACGCCGGAGUUCAUUCACCGACUGAUCGUCUCCGGGCGGGACCCUAACGACGGCGUCUGGUGCAUGUCAAUACCGGACGGGCCUGCAAAAGAGGCGGCGGCGCGGGAUUUCUUCGGUAUCGAGAAAGCAAUGGAGGAUACGAUGCCGUUUCACUUGGAGCGACUGGUUUAUGAGAUGGUUGACGAUAAGGAUCGUGGUAGUAGGGUGGUGUGUAUGGUGGUUGACUUGCUGGCGUCAUGGGCAAUCGAGGUGGCUAAUCGGUAUCGGAUUCCAGUCGCCGGGUUUUGGCCGGCAAUGCUUGCUACUUAUCGUUUGAUCGCCGGCAUACCGGACAUGGUCCGGGGAGGCAUCAUUUCCGAUUCCGGGUGUCCUAAACAUCUGGGCAGCACAACAGUCUCUCUGCAUGAUAACCAACCUCUGCUAUGCGCCGAAGAACUUCCAUGGCUGAUCGGAAAUCUAACCGCAAGAAAAGCAAGAUUUAACUUUUGGAAAAGAACCCUUGACCGCUCCAAAACCCUCCCGUGGCUUCUAGUCAACUCCUUUCCUGACGAGACUUCCGGCGACUGCAACGAUAAACAAGAACAUUUCAGCCAUUAUAACCAUCAUCAGAGUCAACUGGUUUUCCCUGUUGGGCCAUUGAUCAAACAAGCAACGGCGACGAAGAAUCCGAGCUUCUGGGAAGAAGAUAGAAGCUGCGUAGAAUGGUUAGGCAAGCAGAAACCGGAGUCGGUGGUGUACAUUUCAUUUGGCAGUUGGGUGAGUCCAAUCGGAGAAGCGAAACUAAAAAACCUAGCGCUCGCAUUAGAAGCCUCUAGUCGGCCAUUCAUCUGGGUCCUGGCACAAGCCUGGCGCGACGAGCUCCCAAAUGGGUUUCUAGAAAGAGUAUCAGAACAAGGAAAGGUGGUUUCAUGGGCGCCGCAGAUGGAGAUUCUGCAACAUUCAGCGGUGGGAUGUUACUUGACGCAUUGCGGGUGGAAUUCAACGAUGGAGGCUGUCGAGUGUCAGAAGCGGUCGUUGUGUUUUCCGGUGGCCGGAGAUCAGUUCAUGAACUGUGCUUAUAUCGUGAAGGUAUGGAAGAUUGGGGUGCAGAUCAACAAUGGGUUUGCGAAGGAGGAGAUUGAAGAGGGGGUGAGGAAGGUGAUGGAGGAUGAUGGAGGGGAGAUGAAGAAAAGUUUGAUGAAGUUACGUGGGAAGAUGACGGGGGAGGAGGCUAGCUCGAGAGUGACGGAGAAUCUGACGGAGUUUCUCGAUAGUAUCAUGAAGCAAACGGGGUUAGUUUCGUGA